Messenger RNA from Tripterygium wilfordii, 1347 nucleotides. RefSeq lists its product as uncharacterized. The record is from RefSeq and is a predicted model, not a curated record. NCBI's taxonomy places the organism in Eukaryota, Viridiplantae, Streptophyta, Magnoliopsida, Celastrales, Celastraceae. The transcript is spliced from 3 exons. Bases 1 to 1347 code for a protein of 448 amino acids.
AUGGCAGUGACCGAGAGUGGACCUAUGUUUUUGAAGGCGGUUGACUGUUCUGGUGAAAUCAUAGAUAAGUAUUUUAUCUUUGGUUUGAUGAAAGAAGUGAUUGAAGAAGUUGGUUCUCAAAAUGUGGUUCAAGUGAUCACAAACAAUGCUAAAAACUGUGCAGGUGUAGGGCUUCUCAUUGAAGGAUUGUAUCCUAACAUUGUAUGGACACCAUGUGUGGUCCAUACACUCAACCUUGCAUUGCAAAAUAUUUGUAUGGCAAAGAAUUUGGAGAAUAAUCAAGUUACAUACGAUCAAUGUUGUUGGAUCACAAUUCUUUCAGAUGAUGUUGUGUUUAUCAAGAACUUUAUCAUGAACCAUUCCAUGAGGUUAGCUAUUUUCAAUGAGUAUGUACCUUUGAAGUUGCUAUCAAUUGCUAGUACUCGAUUUGCUUCUGUGCUUGUGAUGUUGAAGAGAUUCAAGCUUAUAAAAGGAAGUCUUCAAGCCAUGGUGAUUAGUGAGCAGUGGAAUUCUUAUAGAGAGGAUGAUGCGGGUAAGGCUAAAUUUGUGAAAGAGAAGGUGCUAGAUGACAUUUGGUGGGACUUGAUUGAUUAUGUACUUUCCUUUACAGCUCCUAUAUAUGAUAUGCUUAGAGCUUGUGAUACGGACAAGCCUUGUCUUCACUUGGUCUAUGACAUGUGGGAUUCAAUGAUAGAAAAUGUGAGAUUUGCAAUAUAUAGGCAUGAAGGGAAGCGAGUUGAUGAGACACCAAACUUUUAUAACGUGGUGCAUGAAAUUCUUAGAGUUAAAACUAAAUCCUAUUUUUAUUUCUAUUAUUUAAGGUAUAAUAGUGACCAAUGGCUUCAAGAAGAUCCUACUCAUGUACCUCCACAUAGAGAUGUAGAAGUUGCUAGAGAAAGAAUGAAAUGUUUGAAGAAGUAUUUCUCCAAUGCCGAAGAGAGGACAACGGUUACAAUGGAGUUUGCAAAUUUUUCAAGCAUGGCGGGAGAUUAUCAAGAUUUUGAUUCCAUGUACGAUCGUUAUGGUAUGGAUGCUAAGAGUUGGAAUAAGACGACACCAAAAUGUGCUGAAGAUUUGGUUUUCAUUCAUAGCAAUCUCCGUCUUUUAUCAAGAAAAACUUCACAAUAUAUGAAAGGAGAAACCAAAAUGUGGGACAUUGCUAGAGAUGACUUUGGUACAUUUGAGGAUGUUGGAGACUUAGAGAUUGCAAGUCUCUCCCUUGAUGAGCCAAACUUGGAGUCCGUGAUCUUUACUGAUAAGUCCGUGAUCUUUACUGAUGAUGGUGAUGGUGUGGGAGAGGGUGAUGGUGUGGGAGAGGGUGAUGAUGAUGAGGCAAUGGAAGUUUGA